AUGCUAAGUUUAUUAAUGUUACUGCUGGCCAUGAUGACUUCUGUAACGGCAACUAGCGGCAACAAACAGUCCGCCCAAACCACGGUACAAUUUUUUUAAACAACUUCUGAGCAACUUUCGCUACAAAAAGAAACUUUUGACGUUCUUUGAGGAGCUUUUGAGCAACUUUUUGAGAACUUAAGGGAUUUUUGGGGGAAAUCUCGAGCAACAUGCGGAAAGCUCUCAGGACGCCACGCCACUGACAUUUGACUGAAGAAAGACGUGAUGGUGGAGAAGUGAAGAUAACACCUAUUUAAGAAGCAGGCAGGAGAAGCGAACACAUGAAAAUGAAAAAAAUGCCACCUUUUCUGAAUAUGAGACCUUAGGAAACUGAAAUUUUCAGAUAAAAAUUAGCCCAUUGUACAAGCAUUUUUCUUAUAUGCGGAAAGCUCGAGCUGUUUCUAGUAAAAGUACACAUACCGGCAUUUCUGCCUCUCAGUUUUUUGGUCAAUCAGUCGAAGGAUAACAAGAUAUAAUUUUUAUAAUUUUUAAUAUUUUCUUGUUUGAAACUAGCAAUCUCCAUCGUUUUGUUAUGGUGGUUGUGGCAUUCCCGGCAUGCCCGGCAAGCAUGGUACUCCUGGGGCACCAGGCCGCGACGGACGUGACGGACGUGAUGGCCGUGAUGGAGCUAAAGGUAAUCAAGGGUUGCAGGGGAAGACUGGACCUCAGGGACCUCCUGGUGAUAAGGGACCUGCUGGUGUAAAGGGAGAGGAAGGGGCUAAAGGAGAAACUGGAGCCCAGGGUCCUCCCGGUCAAAAAUGGGAACUUAGGCCGAUGCCGUUUAAGAAUUGGAAAGAAUGCGUCUGGAAAAACUUGAAUGAUGGAAAGGACAAUGGUCUGAUCAAGGUGAGUCGCGCAUUUGCGAUUGAUAGGCAUAAAAUUAUCAAAUUUACACACAACAUAAAGCAUGCAGCAGCCAUUUUCUAA
Porites evermanni is the source of this 966-nucleotide messenger RNA. NCBI's taxonomy places the organism in Eukaryota, Metazoa, Cnidaria, Anthozoa, Scleractinia, Poritidae. The record is from the annotation of a GenBank genome assembly.